Molecule: messenger RNA, 978 nt
Organism: Talaromyces stipitatus ATCC 10500
Lineage: Eukaryota; Fungi; Ascomycota; Eurotiomycetes; Eurotiales; Trichocomaceae
Exons: 2
Coding region: 81-476 (131 amino acids)
Source: RefSeq, a predicted model, not a curated record
AUACUUUUUCCUUGUGCAAGAACCGCUCACCACUACUUGCCAAUAUACUUCUCAACAAACUACUACAGCAUUAUACAUACAUGGACCAAUUUGCCUCCCCGAACGGACAAGCACCCCUAGGGAACGGCGGUAGCCCAUCACCCAGACAUAUUAUCAGACUUGGCCGCAUGACAAAAAUAGGUCUUCCGAUUAUCGCUGUAUUGGGAAUCGGCUAUGGUAUUACCGCAUUGCGGAAUGCGCAACAACACAUUCAACGAGAAUCCAUGCUCGAAGAAGAACGUCUACGACGAAAUGCGCAAUUGAUGGACGCUUAUGGCGACAAGACCAGUUUGGACGAUAUGCAGAGGGCAUUCGAACAAUAUCGCAAAGUGAGUUUCUUCCUUUUUUUUUUCUCCUUUCCUGCGGUUGUUCCGUUAGUCGGCCCGAGGGCAUCCUCAACGCGGAUCACUGACAUCCGGUCUUUGUUUCUUCGAUAGAACUGAGAUAGACCCCUUCCGAUGAGAUGGGUUUGUGGCUGUGAAAUUAUUCCGUGCAUUUUUCCGGCGUUGGCGUUUUCGUGAUGCAUAUUUUCCGGACAUUUUAUUACCGCGUCCCUUUUCUCAGCCGGCUUUUUUAAGAUGAAUCAUCGACGGCUGGUCCUUUGAUCGUUUCAUACUUGCAAUAGCGUCCCCUCAGUCGCAAUCUCGGCUACGGCGUCUUGGUCCACGGUUGAAAAGGCGGCUCAGAAGUCCUUUAUUCGAAAGUCAACGACCGACUAUUCCAUUCGCUUGAUACGUCGUUUCUUUGUCAGCAGGAGAUCCGUACGCAGAGGACUUUCCGUGCGUUUCAUGUCUGUGCGAUGCACGCAGCUUAGUUUGUCCAUCACUUUGAUGGACUAUGUAUAUAUUUUACCCACUAUCUUCAUGAAGUAGGAAAUCAGAAGAAUCGUUGAAAAUCAAUUCGGAUCACUCAACCAAAGAACGGGGUCAUGGAGUAUUG